Nomia melanderi (Alkali bee) is the source of this 5559-nucleotide messenger RNA. Its product is annotated as N-acetylneuraminate lyase. Gene Ontology annotation, molecular function: lyase activity. The record is from RefSeq and is a predicted model, not a curated record. NCBI's taxonomy places the organism in Eukaryota, Metazoa, Arthropoda, Insecta, Hymenoptera, Halictidae.
AUAGGAAAAACUUUCACGCGAGAUACAGGGUGUUUAAUAAAUCUAGUGACGUCAGUAUUCACGUCUGACGAUUCUCAAUUCGCAUCCGCUUGAUACUGUGCAAAUGAAAGAAGUAACAAUGCUAAUCCAUUGAAUUGUGUUUCCUUACGAAACGACACACGAGAGCUCGUGCGGUAUUGGAUCAACGUAAUCGAUUUAACCUUUUCGAUCGGAUCGGACCUUUGUUUUUCAUCAGGAAACACGUACGAACCGCGUUCCAACGCGCUUGAAAGAAUCUAAUUAUUUAAUUAUAUACUCUGUACUGAUCGGGCAUAUCCACAUUGUACAUAUCCGUGGUUCUUCGAUAGCUGUUACAUUAAAUAUGUGCGCGUAAUAUCUAAACGAAUAAAUAAGUGGAUAAAUUAUUUGCAUUCGUGCGUAUAUGUGUCCUAGUGCGCGGGAAUAUGCCCACGUAUGGCUACCGAGCGUUAGAGGCGUCGUGUGGGAGUGGUUAAGUGUCAGUAACGACAUCGACAGUCGAAGUGUUCAUUUAAUAUUCACAAUUAUUCAGUUGUAUUUCUGUGUACUGUGGAUUCUUCUAAAUAUACUACGGAUUUAUGCAAAUAUUUAUUUUCCACAGGCUAGUUUGCAAAAACUAGGAUCGAAGCGAGAUGCCCUUUUCUAAAUAAAGAAAACAAGUAAAACCCCCAUCGAAAUGUCUUAAAUAUUUCACAGUUGACAAUACUGAGUUCUAGGACAGAUAUUGGAUUUUAGGUUCUGCAGCUCGAAGGAAUUCAGAAUACCGUUAUAAUCAGUACAAUUGUUUUAUAACAUUAGUUAACUAAUGAGAUAAGUUAAAUUAUAUUUAAUGAGAUCAUUAAUUAUGAGACUCAUUGUGGUGCGACCUGUCUAAACGCAAAGGGUAGGGCUGCGAUUACAAGUCGGACGCGAAAUGAUUAGUUGAUAGGCCCAAACCCUUUUUCCUCAUCUUUUCACCCGAGUUGCGCAGUUAGAACGACCUCUAAUUCUCGGUAGACCUAUACAAUGUGUAUCAUGCAAACCUAGAACGUUGGCUAGUGGAACAGCUCCUGUGUAAUUGGUUUGAUUCUUGACAUCUCCGAAAUCUUCGUCACGCAGUACUCCAAUCACCUCUAAAAGUAAGUUUCUUUCUUUCUCCAUUUAUUUAUUUACUGUACAUUAAAAUACAUUAUAAGAGUAACAAAAAAAUAAUUAAACAUUGUCGUGUGUAAAGGCAAAAAUUCGAAAUUGUUUAUAAUAAUAGACAGCAAUAUAUUAAAAAUCAUUUUCAUUGAAAUUUUAUUUAAUACACCAAGUUAAUACGUCUGUUUUAAUAAUAAGUGUGUCAUUUAUUUAUAACGUACAUCACGAAAGUGUUGCCUGCAGUAAGGAGAUUAUACCGAAACCAAUCAGACCAGCAUUCCUACCGCUAGCUAGCAUUCCAGUUGUGCACAGUACAUGUGUAUCGAUGCAUGUAUAGGCUUAAAUGUGCCGAAUGAUUCGAGAACAGUCGAUCACACGAGACACUCGUCCCUCGAGUUUCCGUUACAAUAGUUGUUUAACAAACGACACGAUUCAUAAUCAUAAUCACGUUUCAAUGAAUUUCCCAGGGUUACAUAGAAUCUUCGUUUUGAGAAACAGGACUCUUUGCGGAGAGAAUCGACUUCUAUAUGAAGAAAACACGUUGAUUUCACUUUAUUUCAUUAGUUGCGUUCGUUAAGAAAGAACUAAUGUGACAAAUAACACGAAUUUCACGGUGGUAAUUGUUGUCGAAUCAAGCUGUACGGCUCUAUAACGGUUAUGAACUUAUACGAUGCACCCUUGCCACGGGGCGUGCAAUUCGAAGCCAAAGAAAGACAAGAACGCUAUUGAUAUAACAGGAAAAAUUGAUAAAACAGUUUAAAGAAACGUUUCUGCCACAUGGCCAGGCUGGUCCGGCCACGGCUGUUAAUCUGUCUAAUAAUAUUUAAUAAAAUGUCUUUUUCAUAAGUGUGAGUUUUACGAUACGCAUACAUAUAUUCACGUAUAUGUAUCACCUAACGUGUUUCAUGAAUAUUCAUGAAUUAUACAUAAUAUACAUAUAAUAAGAAAUUUAAUAAAUUAUGAUUCGUUUCCACUGCAUUCUCAUCGACGGCUUUUCGACGCGUUGUCAGUAAGUUAGGUCGUCGUGAUUGCAUAGUCGAUCGAUCUGUUAAAUCUUCAGCGAAUAGUAGUAACGUAACCAGCUGGGAAAAGAAACAACGUUCACAAUAGCGCCGCAAGUGGUCGGAGACGAUUACUUUUUGAUAGGAAAUAAUUUGAAUUUAACUGAAAAUCAGCAUGUGACUUUUUUACAAUGUGAACUUUCGUUCGUGAACAAUUCUAAUAGGCCGUAAUCGAUUUUUUCAAACACACGUUGUGAUACGACACCGGGUUCGAAUUAUUUUGCUGUGCUGUUUCGUACACUUUAUUGAAACGUAUUUGUAGCCUCCAUUUCUAAGAUUCUAAUGAUAAUUUUAAUAUAUUCCCUAGAACAUUUGUAAUUAUGCCAAUAAAUUAUCCGUUAUUCCAUUAAAAACUCCUCCUGACUUUCAGUAAUAAAACGUUUACUUUUCUUAUGCUGCUUUAAAUAGUGAUGUCACACAGUUUCUUUCUGUAUCAUUUCACUUUUUAUGCAUUUUCCUAUACACGUUGAAACCCUAAACUCUUUAAAGGAUAGCUAGGGAAUGAAGGAAUAGUGUUUUUAUCUUGUACUUUUCGUUCUUUAUUGAAACUUUGAUUAUUGUAUAAGUAUAUGUAUAAUUGUACACGUGAGCAUUUUCUAUAUUGUGUAUUUUGUAUUAUACAAAUUUUGUGUCUUAAUAUACAAAUUUCAAUAUUUUGAAAAUAGACAUUUCCUUUUUAUUUCAGUUUCGCAUCGUGCAUUUCACUUUCCAAGUGUUUCAAACUACCGUAUACAGUGCAUUACUAACAUGAUCUCAUCUGGUCAGUGGCUCAAAAGUGUAGAGAGGCGAGAGGAUUCGGUCAGUAACAAAGACAUGCCGAAACUAAUUCCGCCAUUACUAUCGAGCCGAGCGCCGCGAGUAGACGUCUCCCCUUGCCCUUCUUCACUUUUGAGCCUUAGACCGACUGGAAUCAUGUCAGUAACACACUGUACUUGUAUCGUUGUCUGGUUACGUCACCACUUAAAUGCUCUAGCGUUCUUACAUAAGUGAUAAUACUGUAUCUGGAAAAAAGUAUAUUUAAAGCAAUUAUGUAGAUACACAGUCUUACGAAACUGAGUCAAUGUUUAAAAUGAAAAGAAUUUAAAUUGUACUUAAUUAUUUUAAUAUGUUAUUAAUACUAUCGGCAAUGUUUUACAAAAGUAGAUCUAAAACACAUAAUUCAUUAAGUCUAAUAUUCGCUAAAUUGGUAAUCAAUUCAUUAAAAAUAUAUUAUCUUAAUUCUGCAGAAAGAAAAUUAAUUAUUUAUAUUAAUAUUUAUUGCAUUUUAUUUGAAUAAAGAGAUAAAUUGUGAGGACCAGCGAAUUUAUUCGUUCGAUCUUAAAAAUGUUGAUAUUCUAAUUAUGCAAAAUGUGCAGACGGUGACAUAUCUAAUCAUCUUUAAUUUGUUUUUCUAUUAUAGGAGAAACUUUAACCACGUUACUGUCAUCUUUCAUUUCCAUGAUUAAAUUUCCCAUUGUUCCGUUUUUUAAUUCGCUUUCGGUUCUUUAUCGAUCAACUAUGAAAACACUGAGUCAAGAACUCGCAAAUACAGAUAAUUAAAAAGAGAUAUUGAUUACACUAGUUAAUACUAAUGGCGAAGGUGUACGUUUAAAAAUUUCAUCGUAGAAUAUAAAGAAAUGAUUAUUUAAAAUGGGAAGGCAACAAAGACAAGUUCUAACAUUGUAUUAGUAGUUAUUAUAAUAUCCAUCAUGACGUAAAAGUCUGGUGAAUUUCGAUAGUAUCGAGAAACACGAAGAGACGUAGAGGAAACAAACGUGUCAGUAAUGGAACUUCGAUUAUUUUACGAACUACUACACACCAGAACAUCGUAGCUCGAAUUUCGUUGAAUUUAAGUGACAUAUUUAUGUAAAUUAAAAAAUAGCGAAACAAAUGGAGGACAUUAUACGAGUAGCAAGUGUCAUUACGUAGUAUUCUCUUUGGCGUUAUUGUGUAUACUCCCAAAUAGUCUACGUUCUCGUUUCGAAGAACAAACAUGUAUGUAAUACUCAUAACGAAAACAAUCGCAUGCAGCCAUCUUGAAAUUUAUGUAUAAUUUAUCACCACGAUACUGUGUUAAUAUAACACCGGCAUUGUUGAAGAAACGAAAAUCUACAUAGAGUAAACACGCGAUAUGCGAUGCCUGAUACGAAGUACAAUCUUAUCACGGCUGAACGAAAUAUUCCUCUCGUUGAGUGUAGUGCAUCACAUUUGUCAAUUGAUUCUCGGUACCUUCACCUCGCAUCCCACAAUGCCGAAAACACCGUUCACUUUCAGGGGACUUCUAGUUCCUGUAUUAACACCCUUUAACAAUGACAGCCAGAGAACUCUGAAUUUGGGAGUUAUCCCACAAUAUGCUGAUUAUUUGUCUAAAAAGAAAAUUACUGGCGUUCUCGUAAAUGGAACUACUGGAGAAGGUCCAUCUAUGUCAGUAGCUGAAAGAAAGUUAGUAACUGAAGCAUGGGCAAACGCGGUAAAAACAACUAAGCAACAUUUGAUGGUCCAAAUAGGGGGUGCAUCUCUUCCAGAUGUUCUAGAGCUCGCAAAACAUGCGGAAAGUUUAAAAGUUGACUCCUUGUUAUGUCUGCCUGAAUUAUAUUUUAAACCAACAACAACAAAUCAGUUGACCGAAUAUUUGAAAUUAGUUAGCAAAGCAGCCCCAAACACACCGCUUCUGUAUUACCAUAUUCCUAUGUUCACGAACGUCAAUGUGCAUAUGGGAGAAUUUUUAGAAUCCCUUGGUGAACAAAUUCCAACUUUCGUAGGAAUAAAAUUCACGAGCUCAAACUUGGACGAAGGUGCACGAGCGUUAAACGCUAAUAACAAAAAAUAUGUCAUUUUCCUUGGCAAUGAUGAGUUAUUGCACGCCGGCUGUGCCAUAGGAAUGGAUUCAUUUAUAGCAACAGGCAUAAACGUAUUUCCAGAGCUUACAUUAGAGAUUCUUGCGGAAUGGAAGGCAGGAAAUGUAUUGAAAGCAAGAGAGAAGCAACAAGAAUUUUCGAAAGCUGUAAUUGCUAUAUCGAAAUACGGUAGCUGGGUAGAAACUAUGAAAACAGCAAUGCCUUUAUUAACAAAAGUGGAUGUUGGACCUACACGAAUUCUAUGGAACAGUUUAUCACCAGAAAUGAAGAAAUCAAUGGUCAAUGAUUUGCAAAACUUAGGAUAUCAAAUAAGAAAAUAAUAUUCUAAUUGUAAUACUACCAAAAAGGAUUUUUAAAAGAUCAUAAAUUUUGUACAUGAUUGCUCAAUUAAUAUGUCUUAUCCAAAUGUUAUAAAAAAUUUCAAAUUUUAUUAAUUUUUCAAUUAUUAUAUUAUUUACUGAUUUUUUCAGUGAUUAAUAUCCUUGUAAAGAAUUUUAAUAAAUAAUUUGUUUUUCGCAGAA